This is a messenger RNA of Solea senegalensis (Senegalese sole), 2361 nucleotides long. RefSeq names its product synapsin-2-like. Gene Ontology annotation, cellular component: synaptic vesicle membrane; synaptic vesicle. Gene Ontology annotation, molecular function: ATP binding. The transcript has 11 exons. The record is from RefSeq and is a predicted model, not a curated record. The coding region runs from base 1 to 1098 and encodes 365 amino acids. NCBI's taxonomy places the organism in Eukaryota, Metazoa, Chordata, Actinopteri, Pleuronectiformes, Soleidae. Gene Ontology annotation, biological process: neurotransmitter secretion.
AUGAAUGGCAAAGUCUGUGUCUCUGUUUCAACCAGGCCCAAAUUAUUCAAAGGAAAGAAAAUAUACGGGGACUAUGACAUCAAAGUGGAGCAGGCUGAAUUCAAUGAGAUCAAUGUUGUGGCUCACGCCAACGGCUCCUGCAUUGUCAACAUGCAGGUUUGGAGGAACAGUACCAAGGUUGUCAGGUCAUUCAAGCCAGACUUUGUCCUCAUUCGUCAACACGCCUUCAGUAUGACCCAGAACGAGGAUUUUCGCAACCUAAUCAUCGGUCUGCAGUACGGAGGCGUCCCGAGCAUCAAUUCCCUCGAGUCGAUCUAUAACCUGUGUGACAAGCCCUGGGCGUUUGCUCAACUAAUAAACACGCACAGGAAACUGGGUGCUGAGAAGUUCCCUCUGAUUGAGCAGACCUUUUACCCAAACUACAAGGAGAUGGUAAGCAUGCCGUCAUUUCCUGUUGUCGUGAAGAUUGGACACGCCCACUCCGGUAUCGGAAAGGUGAAGGCGGACAAUCACAGUAAGUUCCAGGACAUAGCAAGUGUCGUGGCUCUCACCCAGACAUACACCACCACAGAACCUCUCAUCGACUCCAAGUACGACAUCCGAAUCCAGAAGAUCGGCACCGACUACAAAGCCUACAUGAGAACAUCUAUUUCUGGUAACUGGAAGACAAACACGGGCUCAGCCAUGCUUGAACAGGUGGCCAUGACUGACAGGUAUAAGCUGUGGGUUGACACUUGCUCAGAGAUUUUCGGGGGCCUGGACAUUUGUGCAGUUAAAGCCAUCCACGGAAAAGACGGCAGAGACUACAUCACGGAGGUGGCAGGCUCCUCCAUGCCUCUGGUGGGGGAGCACCAGGCUGAGGACAGGCAGCUCAUUGCUGACAUGGCGCUGGCAAGAAUGAACCAGUUAGCAGAGAUCGAAGCUAACGCUCCACAGAGACCCACCACCACACAGCCAUCCCAGGGAGCCGGUCAGAAGGGAGAGAUCGUUGGCGAACCCACCAAGAACGGAGCUGGGCGUCCGCCUCAAGGUUGCCUGCAGUACAUUCUCGACUGCAAUGGCGUGGCCGUGGGUCCAAAACCGGUCCAGGCAAACUGAGUCACCCGGCAGAGCCGAGGAUUCAAAUCUCAAGAGUCUAGAUCACGACGACGUGACCUUGGACGGAACACGAGCGCAGACGUGUGUGUGUGUGUGUGUGUGUGUGGAUGCUGAUAGCUGUAGAAUUGGAUGUUGGUGACAUGGAGCUCGGUGCUGCCCGAGUUCUGGCCUGGACUGUGUUUAACUCUAUGCAGUGUCAAACAUGUACUGUCUUACUCGUUGACCUGUUGAUUUGUGUGCUUGUAUAGGUCACCUAUGUUUCAGUAGCUGUGUUUGUUUUUUUUCCUUUGGGGCUGUUGUCGAUGACGUAAAAAGCAGAUUGUGCCUACACUGAUAUCAGUGCUGCUCUGUGCUCUCCCCCCCAGCUGUGACUCCUUCACUUUCUGUUUUCUAUUUAAGUGUGUAGAUAUUGUUCAAACUGUGGACUAUUGUGCAGUUUGGACACACUUUGUGUGUAUCUCAAUAUGUAUACAGUGUGUGUGUGUGUGUGUGUGUAUGACUGUGGUGUAGUGGUGAUUAUUUUUCACAUUUUUUACUAAUAGAUAUUUUUUAUUUUGUUUGGGUUUUGCAUGAUUGAUACAAACGCAGGUGUACGUCAAGUUCUAAGUGUCUGAUGAAGUGAGAUCGCUGUUUUAACCCCUCGACCUUGAGGUCACUUACUUAUUCACUACCAAACAUUAACCAUCACACAGCGACGGUGUGCGCGCGCGCGUGUGUGUACGUGUGUACACGUACAACACAGAAAAUGCAGUAUGUUGCCUUCCAUGACGUUCAAUCCCUCAUUUCACAGUGUUACAAAAAAAAAAGAUAUUAUGCUCAUUAAUAGACAGAAAUAUAAAGAAUAACAUAUGUAUUAAAGAUAUUUAUGAUGUAGGAUCAGGAAAGAAGAGUUAUAGAAUCUUGAACCAAAGAGUAAAUGAUUUACUUGGAGUGAAGGUCUAAUGUAAAUAUCAGCGGAGAAUAUAAUAUAUACAAUAAUCUGUGGCAGUGACCCGUCGUUUUUGCUAUUCCGUCGCGUGGAGAGCGGACUACAUGAUAGGAUAAUGAAAGAGUGUAUAAUGUAUAAUCUAGUCCAUCCCACCCCCCCCCCACAACCCCAUCCCCACGGUGCUGCCAUGGCAACAAAGGGAAACGCUCGGUGGUUCAGUGUGCGCUCACGUUACUGCCAUGUUCGCCAUGAUCACACUCUUCCAGUGAGCAGGUGGAAAGUGCAAUAUCAUUUUUUUUCCUCCAAUAAUUUAUGAAAAACAUUUCUUAUGACUU